UUGAAAUUGCUCUUUAUAUUCCAUCGUAGGUGGCGCUUCAUAUACCCAUGUUUUUUCCUUUUUUGUGCGACAUCGUGGCUUACCCAAGCACCAAGAUGCAAUUGUUUGUCCGAGCUGACGAGACCCACACCCUUGAGGUGACUGGUGAAGAAUCUAUUGCUGAUCUGAAGGCUAAGAUCCAGGAGCUGUCUGGCUUCUCUGCCUCUGAGCAGGUCCUGUCCUGCUGUGGCGCACCCCUGGAUGAGGACAUCACCCUCUCCCAGAAUGGACUCGUUGACCUGAUGACCCUUGAGCUCUCCGGACGUCUGCUCGGAGGAAAAGUUCACGGCUCCCUCGCUCGUGCUGGUAAAGUGCGAGGUCAGACCCCCAAGGUUGACCCCCAGGAGAAGAAGAAGAAGAAGGUCGGACGUGCCAAGCGCCGCAUGCAGUACAACCGCCGAUUCGUCAACGUUGUUCAGACCUUCGGCAAGAGGCGUGGACCCAACUCCAACUCCUAAGCUGUCAUUCCCUGUCAGAGAAUGUUGCAUGAAACAAAUUGUAAAAUAGUCGAUGUGUUGAUCAGAUAAUAAAACCUAGUCUGCUCUUGUGCAACAGCAA
This is a messenger RNA of Strongylocentrotus purpuratus (purple sea urchin), 597 nucleotides long. RefSeq lists its product as uncharacterized. Gene Ontology annotation, biological process: translation. Gene Ontology annotation, molecular function: structural constituent of ribosome; protein binding. Gene Ontology annotation, cellular component: ribosome; cytosolic small ribosomal subunit. The transcript is spliced from 4 exons. Bases 48 to 497 code for a protein of 149 amino acids. NCBI's taxonomy places the organism in Eukaryota, Metazoa, Echinodermata, Echinoidea, Camarodonta, Strongylocentrotidae. The record is from RefSeq and is a predicted model, not a curated record.